Capsaspora owczarzaki ATCC 30864 is the source of this 1831-nucleotide messenger RNA. RefSeq lists its product as hypothetical. The record is from RefSeq and is a predicted model, not a curated record. Gene Ontology annotation, molecular function: oxidoreductase activity. The coding region runs from base 26 to 1630 and encodes 534 amino acids. The transcript is spliced from 3 exons. Lineage: Eukaryota; Filasterea; Ministeriida; Capsasporidae.
UUUUCAUUUUUUUAAAAACAAAAUCAUGUCUCGACCGCUCGGCGCGCUCGUCAACAACACCGAGCACGACGAAGACACCAAGCGACCGCUGCUCGGCGGCGCACGACGUGCUGGCAGCAGGCUUCGUUGCUUUGCCCUGGGCGCGGUGGCACUGCAGGCCGCUCUGGUGAUUACCACGCUGAUUGUCGUCCUGCUCAACUACCACAAGCUGCAAAACCUGUCCCUCAACGGCGACAGCAACCCAGCAGGCUACAAGGACCCCCGGCGGUGCUCCACUGUCAUUGUCGGAGGCGGCAUUGGCGGCCUCUACAUGGCCGACCAGCUCGCGCGCUCGGGCAAGGAGCCGUCCGUCUGCCUGGUCGAGCGCGAAGCGUGGCUUGGUGGUCGCAUUCUUGACAAGGUGUUCUCGCAAGUCCCGACAGCCGUCGCUGGCAUGGGCGCGUGGCGAUUCAAUGAAAACCAUGCCAACGUCAAAGCCUUGGCGGAUCGAUUCUCUGUGCCAUACGAGCUGUGGAACUUUGCAGCAGAGAACAAGAUGGAGGCCCGCGGGAUUUUCACCAACUCGACCGACUAUCUGCGCAAGAUGGCCUUCCCGGUGUUUGCCGCCCACCCGAUGCUGGGCAACAUGUCCGACAGCGACUUGUGGUCGUACGUCACCUCGCCAACUCUGAUCCAGAACGCCUCGGUGUACCCGGACUUUGGCAGCUACCUUCGCGACAAGCUUUCGCCCGAAGGCUGGCAGUACCUGCAGUCGGUGCGCGCGUACGAGGGCGAUCUGUUUGAGGUGGACGCCGACUCGUAUGUGGAAUUCUCACAGCUGGAAGAUCAGGACGGCCCCAAUCAGUACCGCCCGCUUGAAGGCAUGUCCGCACUCGUGCGCGCGCUCACCGCGUCUUGCGACAGCGCUGGCGUGCGCAUCUACCUGAACGAGCCCGCUCGAUCGAUUGGUCGCACCGAAAAGCACACAUUCAUCGUGCAGACCGACAUGUACUACAUUGAAACCGACAAGCUUGUCAUCAACCUGCCUCCGCUCGCGCUCGCCAAGGUGGAGGGCUCGAUUGUCGAGCAAAUCACGCAGCAGCUGGCCUACCAAUCCAUUCUGCCCGAAGUCGCCAUGAAGGGCGUCGCGCUGUAUGCCGAGGCCUGGUGGGAAAAGCUGCCAGAGGGUGUCGCCAUUGUCGAUCUGCAGCGCUACGUGACCCACUCCGAGUGCCUCACCACCACGCUUCCCUACACUGGCCGUGGCCCCAACGGCGAGGCUGUUCUGCACACCAUCUACGCCGAUGGGCCGUGUGGGACGCACUGGCAACGCAUCGUUUACGAGUCCAAGUCGUCGCUGGACGCGGCCGUCAAGCGUCAGCUCAGCUACAUCUUCCCUGGCGCGCAAGUCCCGGACUCGAUGGCCUCCGAGUACGCUCUCUGGGACGAGGGCGCAUGGCACUUCCAAAAGCCGCUCACGGGCUUCAACCUCACCAACAUUGAGGACUGGGCCUCCCAGCCAAUCGACAACCUGCCCGUCUAUCUUGUGGGCGAGGCCUACAAUCGUCGUCGAACCUGGUCUGAGGGUGCACUUCGCUCUGCCAAGGAUGUUCUUGCACGCCGCUGGAACAUUACGUCCGAGUAUAAUUAACACAAUGGCAGCACGGUGCGCUUUGUCGGUGCGCUCUGUCGGUGUGCUUUGUUGUGCGUGUUUUGAGUGUGUGUUUGUUUUGGUUGUUAUUUCAGUUUUUGCGCUUUCUUUGUUUUGUCGCUGUCGCUGUCGCUGUUGCGUUUCACCAUCUAUUCUUUCCAAGAGAGUUGGCAAGAUUUAUCCGCUUCCUUUUUUUCGCAG